Messenger RNA from Spea bombifrons (plains spadefoot toad), 2899 nucleotides. RefSeq names its product RAD50 interactor 1 (gene RINT1). The transcript has 14 exons. Gene Ontology annotation, biological process: regulation of ER to Golgi vesicle-mediated transport; retrograde vesicle-mediated transport, Golgi to endoplasmic reticulum; endoplasmic reticulum to Golgi vesicle-mediated transport. Lineage: Eukaryota; Metazoa; Chordata; Amphibia; Anura; Pelobatidae. The record is from RefSeq and is a predicted model, not a curated record. Gene Ontology annotation, cellular component: Dsl1/NZR complex. The coding region runs from base 123 to 2480 and encodes 785 amino acids.
UCGUGACUCUAAUCUUGCCUAUGUUGAUAAUCAAGAAACCAAUCACACUAAACGAGAGGGAUCUGCUGAAAAUUGGAGCAAGGGGAUUAUCUCUGAUUUCCGGCAGACGGGAAAGGUGAAAUAUGGCUUCAAAGGACAAUGGAAAAGAGCUAGACAAUUCAAACAGCCCUGCCCAGACAAAGUCAAGUGAGACCUUUGAGGAAUCCGAUCCAGAUACCUGCGAUAUUCCAUUUUAUGUCACCGAGCUUAUUGAAAAAGAGAUUGGAAGUGAUUUGAAGUCUUUGAAAAAAUUAUCCAGUCUUAUUGAGACCAUUGCAGAUGAAAAGAAACAACUAGAAGAGCAGGUUCUAACUGUUUCAUCAGAAGCACCUAAACGAAUCCAGGCUGCUCUAAAAAAUGCAGAAGAUACAAAGGAAGCCCUUGGACAUCUUCUAGAAAAAGAGGCCUCAGUGUCUGAAUCGAUUAGCAAGCAUCUUGUGGAAGCUGCCCCAUGGAUGGAGGAUCUUGGCAUGCUGACAGACCAGAUAGAAGAAGUGGAGAGACAUCUAUCAUACCUUAAAUGGAUCUCGCAGAUUGAAGAGCUUAGUGAUAACAUCCAACAACAUCUCAUGACUAACGAUGUAGCAGAAGCUGCCAGCACCUUGGUUUCUAUGGCAGAAUUGGCUAUUAAGCUUCAGGAAUCAUCUUGUACCAAUUUGCUGAAUUUUUUAAGGUCCACUGUUCAGUUUUGGCAUAAAAUUCUUAAGGAUAAAUUAACAAGUGAUUUUGAAGAAGUAUUAAACCUUCUACACUGGCCUUUUGUUGGUCCUCUCCAGUCUCCUUCCACUGCAUCGUCUUCCUCAGCCAGUUUAGGAGAAGUCUUUGGUAACCUAGAGACACUAUUCUCUCAGCUGCUAAAACUUCAAACUUCCGAUGAAUUAAUCUCUAAACCUAAGCAGAUGCCAGAGAAAUAUUCCCUCCCAAUGUCCCCACCAAUCAUACUUCCCAUACAGAUCAUGCUUUUUCCCCUUCAGAAGAGGUUUCGGUACCAUUUCUCAGGCAACCGACAAACAAAUGCAUUAAGCAAGCCGGAAUGGUACCUUACGCAAGUGCUGAUGUGGAUUGGGAACCACACAAAGUUCAUUCAUGAGAGGAUUCAGCCCAUACUAAACAAGACCGGUUCCUCUGUUAAUGCAAAGCUGGAGUUCACUCGGGGCCUGGUCAUGCUGGUGCUGGAGAAGCUGUCUGUAGACAUCCCUUGUCUGCUAUAUGAUGACAUCCUGUUUUGCCACCUUGUGGAUGAGGUUCUUCUGUUUCAUAGAGAGCUCCAGAGCACACAUGGGUACCCUGCCACCCUCCCAAACUGCAUGCACAUUUUGUCAGAGGAAACUGCCUUCCAACGGUGGUUGACCGUGGAAAGAAAAUUGGCUUUGGAAAAGAUGGACUCCAUGUUGUCCUCAGAGGCUGCCUGGACAUCACAGUACAAAGAUAUUUCUGAUGUGGAUGAAAUGAAGGUUCCGGAUUGUGCAGAGACAUUUAUGACUCUUCUGCUUGUUAUCACAGACAGGUACAAGAACCUUCCCACAGCCUCACGGAAGCUGAAGUUCCUGGAGUUGCAGAAAGACCUAGUUGAUGACUUCAGAAUCCGGCUAACACAAGUGAUGAAGGAAGAGAGCAGAGCUCCCCUAGGGUUUCGAUACUGUGCUAUUCUCAAUGCUGUCAACUAUGUUGCUUCUGUGUUGGGGGACUGGGCGGACAAUGUUUUUUUUCUCCAGCUUCAGCAGGCUGCACUGGAGAUUUGCUCGGAUCUUACUUCCAGCAGCAAACUACAGCUCGGUCAGCUGGCGUCCAUGGAAAUCUCCGUGUUUGAUGACAUGAUUAAUCUUCUGGAACGGCUGAAAAAUGACAUGCUGUCUCGCCAGGUAGAAAAUGUUUUUAAGGAAGUCAAAGAGGCUGCAAGAAUGUACAAAAAAGAAAGGUGGCUGUCACUGCCGUCACAGUCAGAACAAGCUGUGAUGUCCUUGUCCAGCACGGCCUGCCCAAUGCUUCUGGCUCUCAGGGACCGUCUGCUUCAGCUGGAGCAGCAGCUCUGUCAUACGCUUUUUAAAACUGUCUGGCAGAUGCUAGCAGAGAAGCUUGAUAUGUUCAUUUAUCAGGAUGUUAUCUUGGCGAAUCAUUUCAAUGAAGGGGGAGCAGCUCAGCUGCAGUUUGAUAUGUCACGCAAUCUCUUCCCUUUAUUCUCCCACUACUGCAAAAGACCUGAAAACUAUUUUAAACAUGUGAAAGAAGCCUGCAUUAUCCUGAAUCUGAAUGUGGGUCCUGCCCUGCUGCUGAAGGAUGUGCUACAGUCUGCAUCAGAGAGUGUGGACUCGACCAGUUCAAGCAAUAAGCUACCUUCAGCCACAGCAGCGUUAAAUGAACUUGGCAUCUAUAAACUGGCUCCACAAGAUGUGGAAAUCCUUUUCAAUUUACGGACCAACUGGCCCAACACGGGAAAGUAACGCUUUAUUUUAAUGGUAUCGCAACACUGAUAUGACUGUGUGCUUGUAAGUUUAGGAAUAUCACCAUUAUACCCUGAAUCUCAGACUCAGUCAGAUGCACAGGAAGAGGAGUACCAGAUUUUGACUGUCAAAUUCCUCCUAUAGUAGUUCAUCCUAAAAUGUGUAUAUGUUAUAUGCACUCUUUAUCCUAAGUCUGUAUACACGUGAGUCUUGAACAACAUUUGUAUGGUGUGGAGUUUCUUGCAUUACAACUCUUCUUUGAACUAUAAGUGGUUCAUUGAGCUGUUGCACGACUACCCACACAUUGUAUAAUACUUUGGUCUUUUAAAUGCUAGAUAAAUGUCACUAGCUAUCUAGUUAAACAUCUCAACAAUAAGAGAAUUGUGAAUAUUGAUAUCCAACAAAUUAUUGAUAAAGAA